Molecule: messenger RNA, 1296 nt
Organism: Megalops cyprinoides (Indo-Pacific tarpon)
Lineage: Eukaryota; Metazoa; Chordata; Actinopteri; Elopiformes; Megalopidae
Product: carbohydrate sulfotransferase 9-like
Exons: 5
Coding region: 94-1296 (400 amino acids)
Biological process (GO): proteoglycan biosynthetic process; carbohydrate biosynthetic process
Cellular component (GO): membrane
Molecular function (GO): sulfotransferase activity
Source: RefSeq, a predicted model, not a curated record
CUGGAUUGUCGUUAACCGAUAGCUUCUGGAGAUUCGAGAAGUGGAAAAUGUGAAAGAUCGGAUAUCAGGUUUCUGCGCCACCGUGUCACCAUCAUGAAAGCGAAGCCGGUGUUUCUCCUCAUACUGACGUUCGGAGUGCUCGCACUUCUGUUUUUCAUGCAGGCCAUUGUUGAAGAAAAUUCUGACGCCUUCAACCCCAGGACUGCCCUAGAUCACAGCCCCAAGCAGGGAAUUCCAGCUCUGUUUGUAGAAAAUAAUUCCAGUGGGUCAAAUCCCCCAGCUUCUAACCGCCAUAAAGGAAACCCUGUCCUUACUGAUGGAAAUCUUAAAGAAGCAAAAGAGCUACAGCAGCUGCAGCAGCGCUUUCCACUGAAGCAGCUCGUUAACCAGGUUCAACCACAAAUGACACCAAGAAUGCUCGGCCCCCGUUUCCAUCAUGCCUCCCCUUGGGCAGGUAUUCACGAGGAGCAAGAGCGGAGGAAAUUGUUUCUCCACAACUUCUGUGAAAAGUACAAUAGCAACCACCACUCCAAAUUAGACCUCACAGAGAUAGUGUCCCGAAUCUAUGUGGAGGACAAACACAAAAUCCUCUACUGCGAGGUGCCUAAGGCAGGCUGCUCGAACUGGAAGCGAACUCUGAUGGUGUUAAACGGCCUUGCACUGUCAACAGAUGAAAUCUCCCACAAUGCUGUGCAUUAUGGGAGGCACCUGAAGAAACUGGACAGCUUCGACUCAGAAAGGAUUCGUGAGUACCUCGACAACUUCACGAAGGUUGUUGUGGUCAGAGACCCCAUUGAGAGGCUGGUGUCAGCCUUCCGGGACAAGUUCGAGCAGCCAAACCCCUACUACCACCCAGUGUUCGGGCGAGCAAUUAUCCGGAAAUACAGGGAGAACGCCACGCUGGAGGCUCUGAGGUCCGGCUCGGGGGUGACUUUCAGAGAGUUUGUGCGGUACCUGCUGGACGCCGAGCGCCCGGUGGGAAUGGACAUUCACUGGGAGCCAGUGAACAACCUCUGCUUCCCCUGCCUUAUAACUUACGAUUUUAUCGGCAAAUUUGAAACGCUGGAACAGGAUGCAAAUUAUUUCCUCAGACUGGUCGGUGCCCCCAAAGAUCUAAAGUUUCCUGCUUUUAAAGACAGACAUUCAACCGAAGAAAGAACUACAUCCUUAGUUGUUGACCAUUACCUUCUGCAGCUGUCCCCCUUAGAAAGACAAAGGGUGUACGACUUCUUUUAUCUAGAUUAUUUCAUGUUUAACUAUAAAAAGCCAUACAGCAAUGAAAAAAUGGUCUUUUGA